AUGGAGCCCCAAGUUCCCCCAAAGGCCUCGGGGGGCACCAGGAAAGGUUCUGGGGAGACCUGGGAGGGUUCAGAAGAGACUGGGAAGGAUUCUAAAGAUAGCAGGGAAGUUACUGACGAAAUGAAGAAAGACAACGAAGAGAUCCUGAACAGCCCUGACCAGGUUAGGAAGGGUUCUCCUGAUGUCAAGAAGAAGAAGAAGAUAAAGAAGAAAAGUGUUAAACGGAAGGGGUUUCUUGAGCCCAUGAAGUUGGAUUCCGUCGAGGACAGUUGGCGGAAGGGGUCUCUUGAGCCCAUGAAGUUGGAUUUCGUCAAGGACAGUUGGUGGAAGGGGCCCUUUGAGAACAAGAAGCUGGAUUUUGCCGAGUACAAUUGGGUUUCGGUCGAUAACAGGAGAGUUUCGGUAGACAGCAAGAAGAGUUCGGUCGAUAGCAAGAGGAGUUCGGCCGAUAGCAAGAGGGCUUCAGCCGAUAGCAAGAGGGGUUCAGCCGAUAGCAAGAGGGCUUCAGCCGAUAGCAAGAGGGCUUCAGCCGAUAGCAAGAGGGCUUCAGCCGAUAGCAAGGGGGGUUCAGCCGAUAGCAAGAGGGCUUCAGCCGAUAGCAAGAGGGCUUCAGCCGAUAGCAAGGGGGGUUCGGUCGAUAGUAAGAAGGGCUUUGGAGCCAAUAAGAUGGAUUUCAGUGAGGACAGAGAAAUAUCUCAACCCAUUCUUGCCAGGGCGCAACACAGCAAGGCGCCAUGGGCCCUGAUGAAAGCAUUGGGUCGUUUCAAGCUGUCCCUCCCAGAUCUCCGUCGGUAUUAUAAUCUGACCUCCCAUGACCCCCUGGCCUUAGACAAGGAUCAUCUGCUACGUGACAAGAGCCGCAGGGCAACAGUGAAGAAGUUCUGGGGUAACCAGCAACCUCUCUCUAAGAUCCCGUUUAAGAUUCUGAUCGGGCAUGACCACAUCGUAAGCUCCUGCCACUUUUGUAUGAAUGAUACAAGGUUCCUCAGUAGCUCCUACGACUGCUCAGUGAAGCUGUGGGAUGCUGAAGAAGGAACUGUGGUUUGGGACUUUGAGCCACGACCCAAAGCUCCUGUUUUAGAGUGCAGCAUCACGGCUGACAACAGAAGGGUGGUGGCAUCAUCCUAUGAUAAAACGGUGAGGGCUUGGGACGUUGAGACAGGUCAGCUUCUGUGGAAAAUCAGGCACGAUACCUUCGUAGUGUGCUGUAAAUUCUCUCCCAACGGGAAGUACGUGCUGUCAGCCUUGGAUGUGGAUCGCGGGAUCUACCUAAUGGAUCCAGAAAACAUCACCAACGUUAUUCAUAUGAAAGAUCAUCACCAAAGGUCCAUCACUUCAUGCUGCUUUGACCCUGACAGCCAGAAGGUGGCGUCUGUCUCCAUGGACAGGUGUAUCAAGAUCUGGGACAUCACAUCCCGAACCACGCUGUUUACCAUACCAGAGGCGCAUUUCAACGCCAUCUCAGACUGCUGUUUCACCUCCAGUGGCCACUUCUUGUGUACCAGCUCCUGGGAUAAAAACAUAAAAAUCUGGAAUGUCCACACGGGGGAGUUUCGAAACCGCGGAGCCUGUGUGACUCUGAUGAAGGGCCACGAGGGCUGUGUGAGUUCCUGCUGCAUUGCCAGAGACAGCUCUUUUCUCAUUUCUGGUGGAUUUGACAAGACUGUGGCUAUUUGGGACGUAGGAGGUGGCUACCGGAAGUUGGCAUUGAAGGGCCACGAGGACUGGGUGACGGAUGUUGCUAUUAGCAACAACAAGAAAUGGAUCCUCUCGGCUUCAAAGGACAGCUCCAUGAGACUAUGGAAUAUUGAAGAAAUUGACAAAAUUCCUUUGGUUUCUGAAAACAAAAAGGCCAUGGGAUUAAAGGUCAGGCAGUGCAGGAACUGUGACCAGCUUUUCUCCACCUUAGAAAGUGACCUCCAUUCCCAACUAUCCAGCAUGUGUCUGUUCUGCCGGAGAGAGGAGAAGACCUUACCGUCUAGUUCUUCGUCAUCGACCCUGGAGAGGACUGACAGCUGA
Mus pahari (shrew mouse) is the source of this 2019-nucleotide messenger RNA. RefSeq names its product WD repeat domain 88 (gene Wdr88). The transcript is spliced from 11 exons. Lineage: Eukaryota; Metazoa; Chordata; Mammalia; Rodentia; Muridae. Gene Ontology annotation, molecular function: protein binding. The record is from RefSeq and is a predicted model, not a curated record. The coding region runs from base 1 to 2019 and encodes 672 amino acids.